AUCAAAUCAGUUUUAAAUCGUGUGCUGUUCGGUGCGUUCGCAUUGUUAUUUUCGUUGUUUUCGAACAUCAUCGUCAGUGAGUGCAAAAUGUACCAACGUCAAGUCUCCUUCGAUAAGCCAACGCGCAUCGAGGACUCCGCCUACAUUGCCGAGGGCGUUGAUAUUCAAGAGGCACGCAACACUUGCCUCCUCUUCUCGCCCAAGGACUCGUCGUUGUCCAGCGGCGCCUUGGCCAAUGCUUUGGGUAUCUUCAAGCAGCACGACAUCAAUCUCGUGCACAUAGAAUCACGUUCUUCACUUCGUGUUCCCGGCUACGAAUUCUUUGUGGAGUGCGAUGGCAAAACUGGCGCCUUGGGCAAAGCUAUCGCAGAUCUUCGCGAGCAAUGCGUUUACUUUAAUAUCAUCUCUCGCGAUUACAAGGACAACGCAACUGCUGUGCCCUGGUUUCCACGUCGUAUACGCGAUCUCGAUCGCUUCGCUAAUCAGAUUCUGAGCUAUGGCGCUGAAUUGGACUCCGAUCAUCCCGGUUUCACGGAUCCCGAGUACCGCAAGCGUCGCAAGUACUUCGCAGACAUCGCUUACAACUACAAGCACGGUGAGCCGCUGCCGCAUGUCGACUACAGCAAGGAGGAGAUCGAGACCUGGGGCAUCAUCUUUCGCAAUCUGACCAAGCUCUACAAGACGCACGCUUGCCGUGAAUAUAAUCACGUCUUUCCGCUGCUCGUCGACAACUGCGGAUUCCGUGAGGAUAACAUUCCCCAGCUGGAGGAUGUCUCCAACUUCCUAAGGGAUUGCACUGGUUUCACUUUGCGACCCGUGGCUGGUUUGCUGAGUUCUCGCGAUUUCCUCGCUGGCCUCGCCUUCCGCGUCUUCCACUCCACGCAGUACAUUCGUCAUCCCAGCAAGCCGAUGUACACUCCAGAGCCGGAUGUGUGCCACGAACUCUUGGGUCAUGUUCCACUCUUUGCCGAUCCAGCUUUUGCUCAGUUCAGCCAGGAAAUCGGACUCGCUUCUCUGGGUGCACCCGAUGACUACAUUGAGAAGCUGUCCACUAUCUUCUGGUUCACUGUGGAGUAUGGCAUGUGCCGUCAGGAAGGUGAACUCAAAGCCUUUGGCGCUGGAUUGUUGUCCUCUUAUGGCGAGCUGGAAUAUUGUUUGACCGACAAGCCGCAGCUUAAGGACUUUGAGCCAGAGAUCACGGGCAUUACCAAAUAUCCCAUCACGCAGUUCCAGCCGCUUUACUAUGUGGCCGACAGUUUCGAGAGUGCCAAGGAGAAGACUAUCAAAUUUGCCAAUUCGAUUCCACGUCCUUUCGGUGUGCGCUACAAUGCUUACACACAGAGCAUUGAGGUGUUGGAUUCGAAGCCGCAGAUUAACAAUCUGAUGAACAACAUCAAUUCGGAGUUUCAGAUACUGCAGAAUGCGAUUGUCAAGCUACGCGUUUAAGUUUCCUUAUUCGAUGAUACUAUAUUAUACAUAUUAAAUAAAUGCUAUCAAUUAUUCGUUUUA
Drosophila nasuta is the source of this 1509-nucleotide messenger RNA. It is a transcript of the gene Hn, whose product is annotated as phenylalanine hydroxylase. The record is from RefSeq and is a predicted model, not a curated record. The transcript is spliced from 5 exons. Lineage: Eukaryota; Metazoa; Arthropoda; Insecta; Diptera; Drosophilidae. Gene Ontology annotation, biological process: L-tyrosine biosynthetic process; L-phenylalanine catabolic process. Gene Ontology annotation, molecular function: iron ion binding; phenylalanine 4-monooxygenase activity. Bases 88 to 1446 code for a protein of 452 amino acids.